CUGGCUACGGGUAUGCUAACGCACACACUUUAACACGAGAUGAUUACUUUAAAUUGUUAUCUUUAAACUUAAGCCUACACGUCACGUUUUCACUGUGUAUCAGACUAAGGAAAUGAUGUUCCUGAUCCUCGUAUGCGUUGUAGGAAUGGCGGCCGGGCAGACGCUGCCGCACGGUGCAGAUCUCAAGCAGCUGGUGGACGCAAGGUUCAGUCGGCUAGAUCACAGCCCCACUGACGGCGUUGUCACAGAGAACGAGUGGGACGUCCUCCUCACGCGCGAGGAUUUAAAUAACGACACGUGCGUGUCGCUGACGGAAUACGAGCAAGCGAGCCCGGCCAUGCCGACGACGAUGGCGACAACGAUGUUCCACCACUUCGAUCACGACGCUGACGGCUGUCUGAAGGUUUCCGACCUGAGCGCUGAAUUUCACCUGGUUGACCAUAACGGAGACAACAGCGUGAGCCUGCACGAGUGGGAGCAGUACUUCACGCACCUGAUCACCAAGCUGUUCGGUCAUGGCGCAGGUCAUGGUAACCCCGUAGGACGCUAAGGUUGCUGGUCACGUGUAUUUAUAUGAUUCAGUUGAUGUUAAAUGCGUAUGCUUUUGUAUGUGGCAAUACGUUUUGGAUGUAUAUUUCGUUCUCA
This is a messenger RNA of Dreissena polymorpha, 645 nucleotides long. RefSeq lists its product as uncharacterized. Gene Ontology annotation, molecular function: calcium ion binding. The transcript has 5 exons. Lineage: Eukaryota; Metazoa; Mollusca; Bivalvia; Myida; Dreissenidae. The record is from RefSeq and is a predicted model, not a curated record. The coding region runs from base 113 to 550 and encodes 145 amino acids.